AUGGCGGCCGUGCGCGGGGCGUCCCUGCUCGGCUGCCUCUUGGCGCUGCUGGCCCUGUGUCCCGGGGGGCGCCCGCAGACAGUGCUGACUGACGAUGAGAUCGAGGAGUUCCUCGAGGGCUUCCUGUCCGAGCUGGAGCCCGAGCCCCAAGAGGAGGACUUAGAGCCCCCACCGCCCCCUGAGCCCACCCCACGUGUCCGCAAAGCCCAGGCGGGGGGCAAAAAGGCGGCGCGGCCGGGGGCGAAAGGAGAAGCACCUCUGGAAAAGCCUAAAGACAAAGGCAAGAAAGGGAAGAAGGACAAAGGCCCCAAACCAACCAAGCUGCCCUCAGAUGGGUCCCCCAGGCCACCCAAGAAGCCCAAGGAGAAGCCACUCAAGGCCACCAAGAAGCCCAAGGAGAAGCCACCCAAGGCCACCAAGAAGCCUAAGGAGAAGCCACCCAAGGCCACAAAGAAGCCUAAGGAGAAGCCACCCAAGGCCACUAAGAAGCCCAUAGCUGGGAAGAGGUCCCCCACCCCAACCCCCUCGGAGAUCCUGGAGUGGCCACUGCCGCUGCCCUCCAGCCCUGGCCCCAGGAAGCUACCCCAGGAGGGAGGUGGGGCCCUCCCAAGCCCCUGGCAGGGUCCGGGAGGAGAGGAGACCAGUCUGGUGUCGCAGGAGCACCAGCCUGAGCUGGAGGAGGAGAUGCCCACGCUGGACUAUAAUGACCAGAUAGAGCGUGAGGACUACGAGGACUUUGAGUACAUCCGGCGCCAGAAGAAGCCCAGGCCCCGGCCGAGCAGGAGGAGGCCCGAGAGGCCUGAGGUCCCUGAGGAAAAGACUGAACCGCCCCGGCUGGUGGUCGAGGGCCCAGAAGAGGGGAUCGAGCAGCCUCUGGAGCCCCCACAGCCCCCACCCAGACCUGACUAUGGUGAUGGCUAUGUGAUCCCCGACUACGAUGACAUGGACUACUACUACCGACCUCCUCAGCCUCGGAAGCCGGAUGCCAAGCUGGACACAGAUGAAGAGAAGGAGACGCUGAAGAAACCCAAAAAGGAGGGCAGCAGCCCCAAGGAGGAGGAGACAGACGACAAGUGGGCUGUGGAGAAGGGCAAGGACCACAAAGGGCCCCGGAAGGGCGAGGAGGAGGAGUGGGCUCCAGUGGAAAAAAUCAAAUGCCCCCCCGUUGGGAUGGAGUCACACCGCGUUGAAGACAACCAGAUCCGUGCCUCCUCCAUGCUGCGGCACGGCCUGGGGGCACAGCGUGGCCGGCUCAACAUGCAGGCAGGGGCUGACGAAGAUGACUACUACGACGGGGCGUGGUGUGCUGAGGAUGAUGGGCAGACACAGUGGAUCGAGGUGGACACCAGGAGGACCACCAGGUUCACCGGCGUCAUCACCCAAGGCCGUGAUUCCAGCAUCCACGACGACUUUGUGACCACUUUCUUUGUGGGGUUCAGCAAUGACAGCCACACGUGGACGAUGUACAGCAACGGUUAUGAGGAAAUGACCUUCCAUGGGAACGUGGACAAGGACACGCCGGUGCAGAGCGAGUUCCCGGAGCCGGUGGUGGCCCGCUUUAUCCGCAUCUACCCGCUUACCUGGAAUGGCAGCCUCUGCAUGCGCUUGGAGGUGCUGGGCUGCCCCCUGGCCCCUGUCUACAGCUACUAUGUGCAGAAUGAGGUGGUGGCCACUGACAACUUGGACUUCCGCCACCACAGCUACAAGGACAUGCGCCAGCUGAUGAAGGCGGUGAACGAAGAGUGCCCCACCAUCACCCGCACAUACAGCCUGGGCAAGAGCUCACGCGGGCUGAAGAUCUACGCCAUGGAGAUCUCGGACAACCCUGGCGAGCAUGAGCUGGGGGAGCCCGAGUUCCGCUACACAGCCGGGAUCCACGGCAAUGAGGUGCUGGGCCGGGAGCUGCUGCUACAGCUCAUGCAGUACAUGUGCCGCGAGUACCGUGAUGGGAACCCACGGGUGCGCAGCCUGGUGCACGACACGCGCAUCCACCUGGUACCCUCGUUGAACCCUGAUGGCUACGAGGUCGCCGCACAGAUGGGCUCAGAAUUUGGGAACUGGGCGCUGGGGCUCUGGACCGAGGAGGGCUUUGACAUCUUUGAGGACUUCCCAGAUCUCAACUCUGUGCUGUGGGGUGCCGAGGAGAGGAAAUGGGUCCCCUACCGUGUCCCCAACAACAACCUGCCCAUUCCUGAGCGCUACCUCUCCCCAGAUGCCACGGUGUCCAUGGAGGUCCGGGCCAUCAUCUCCUGGAUGGAGAAGAAUCCCUUUGUGCUGGGGGCGAACCUGAACGGUGGCGAGCGGCUCGUGUCCUACCCCUAUGACAUGGCCCGAACACCAACCCAGGAGCAGCUGCUGGCCGCAGCCAUGGCGGCUGCCCGGGGAGAAGACGAGGAUGAGGCAUCUGAGGCCCAGGAGACCCCAGACCAUGCCAUCUUCCGCUGGCUGGCCAUCUCCUUUGCCUCCACGCACCUCACCAUGACUGAGCCCUACCGGGGAGGGUGCCAGGCCCAGGACUACACCAACGGCAGGGGCAUCGUCAAUGGGGCCAAGUGGAACCCCAGAUCGGGGACUAUCAAUGACUUCAGUUACCUGCACACCAACUGCCUGGAGCUCUCCAUAUACCUGGGCUGCGACAAGUUCCCCCAUGAGAGCGAGCUGCCCCGGGAGUGGGAGAACAACAAGGAAGCCCUGCUCACCUUCAUGGAGCAGGUUCACCGCGGCAUUAAAGGGGUGGUGACGGACGAGCAAGGCAUCCCUAUUGCCAACGCCACCAUCUCCGUGAGCGGCAUCAACCACGGUGUGAAGACAGCACAAGGGGGCGAUUACUGGCGCAUCCUGAACCCAGGCGAGUACCGUGUGACAGCCCACGCUGAGGGCUACACCCCAAGCUCCAAGACUUGCAACGUAGACUAUGACAUCGGGGCCACCCAGUGCAACUUUGUACUUUCACGCUCCAACUGGAAGCGCAUCCGGGAGAUCAUGGCCAUGAACGGGAACCGGCCCAUCCCCCGCAUCGACCCGUCCCGCCCCAUGACCCCCCAGCAGCGGAUGAUGCAGCGUCGUCGCCUGCAGUACCGCCUGAGAAUGCGCGAGCAAAUGCGUCUGCGCCGCCUCAAUGCGACAGCGACCACGACCGUGACCACGGCCGCGGGCCCAACCCCCUCCACCGCCCUGCCCCCCAGCUCUGCUCCAGAGCCCAGAAACACCUCACCCCCAACCACUGGCAGCUGGGAGGAGCUGGAAACCGAGACCUACACAGAGGUGGUGACAGAACUUGGGACCGAGUUCACCCUUGAGGAAGAGCUGGCCACAGGCCCAGAGUUCCCCUUCACAACGGCUGAGACCUACACUGUGAACUUUGGGGACUUCUGA
Messenger RNA from Trichechus manatus latirostris (Florida manatee), 3375 nucleotides. RefSeq names its product AE binding protein 1 (gene AEBP1). NCBI's taxonomy places the organism in Eukaryota, Metazoa, Chordata, Mammalia, Sirenia, Trichechidae. Bases 1 to 3375 code for a protein of 1124 amino acids. The transcript has 22 exons. Gene Ontology annotation, molecular function: RNA polymerase II transcription regulatory region sequence-specific DNA binding; metallocarboxypeptidase activity; DNA-binding transcription repressor activity, RNA polymerase II-specific. The record is from RefSeq and is a predicted model, not a curated record. Gene Ontology annotation, biological process: peptide metabolic process; protein processing; negative regulation of transcription by RNA polymerase II.